Messenger RNA from Larimichthys crocea (large yellow croaker), 1260 nucleotides. Its product is annotated as solute carrier family 22 member 13-like. Gene Ontology annotation, biological process: transmembrane transport. The annotation marks the transcript as partial. Gene Ontology annotation, cellular component: membrane. Gene Ontology annotation, molecular function: transmembrane transporter activity. The record is from RefSeq and is a predicted model, not a curated record. NCBI's taxonomy places the organism in Eukaryota, Metazoa, Chordata, Actinopteri, Sciaenidae. The transcript is spliced from 7 exons.
AUAUAGUGCCAGACAAAUGGCACAAAGUGCUGGGCCCACCUCGUCCAUUCCGUCAGCCACAUAUCAAUAUGAGCAGCUUUGGGCAGAUCCUGAAAGAAGUUGGGGAGUUUGGUUUGUUUCAGAAGGGGUUUUUGGCUGCAUUAUGCAUCCCCGGCUUGUUUGCUGGUUUCAACCUGAUGGUCCAGGUGUUUGCAGGGAUGACCUUCCCACACCACUGCAACACUGACUGGAUCUUGGAGCAUGGGCCCAACCUGACAGAAGAAAGACAAAGAAAUCUCACCAUUCCAGUGAACAAGGAUGGAAAGUAUGACAGCUGUAAAAUGUUCACACCUGUGGAUUUGGAUUUGGAAACCAUUGAAACAUAUGGGAUUAACAGUACAACUGGAUGUAUACAUGGAUGGGUCUAUGAGGCACCCAUAGGUGCUUCCAGCAUUGUAACAGAGUUUGAUCUUGUCUGUGACAACAGUGGUUGGACUGAGAUAUUGCAGUCCAUCUUCAUGGCAGGGAUUCUGGUUGGAGCAUUGGUGUCUGGGGCAAUUUCCGAUAGGUUCGGUCGACGCACUUCAAUUCUGCUUUCACUUCUUCUACUGCUGGUAUUUGGUGUGGGUGAUGCUUUCUCACCCAACAUCUAUGUUUAUAUGGUUACCAAAUUUAUCCUUGGUUUUCCAGCUACCAUUGUGAUACAAACAGCUGUGAUGGGUAGGAUCUGCUUUUUCCAUAGUUUUAUUAUUGUAAUUAUUAGUGGNNNNGCAUAUUUAAUCCACAACUGGAGGAUCCUGAAGUUGGUGCUCUUCAGCCCUCUUGUCCUUGUUCUUGGAAUGUUUUACUGGUUUCUCCCAGAGUCACCUCGCUGGCUCAUGACCCAGGGCAGGAAGGAGGAGGCACAAAAGGAGCUUUGGAGGGCAGCCAGAGUGAAUGGGAGGACGGUCCCAGAAGAUCAGCUGGACAAGCUAGAGAUGGAGGGGACAUCCGAAAAAAGGAACAUGUUGGACAUCUUCCGAAUAUCGUAUUUGAGAAAACGUACCUUCUUAAUGGGCUAUAACUGGUUUGCAUCAAGUAUGCUAUACUAUGGACUGAGCCUGAACAUUGGCAGCUUUGGCCUGAAUAUCUACCUCACACAGUUCAUCUUUGGCAUUGUUGAAAUUCCUGCAAACCUGGGCAGUUGGGCUCUAAUUCAGCACUUUGGAAGGAGAAUAUGUCAAGGAUGCUUCCUGUUCUUUGGAGGUGCUGCUUGCCUCCUGGUCCUUGCAGUCCCAAAUG